UAAGUCAAAAGAUCUAUGAAGAGAAGACCAUAAAUUACCCAGUUAAACUAUGAUGGUGUGACGUGUGGUGUGUGUGUGUACCGUCCUGUGAUUCUCAAAAUUAAAAUAAAAUUUGAUCAAUCAAUCUAUAAAAUUAAACUCUCAGUUACAAAAGUUGUAACUUUAGAAUAUAAUCUUGGAGUGUUGCAAUAUCCAGUCCUGUGGGUGACGAACAGUGAAUAAACUUAGUGCAAGCGUUUAUCUCUAAAUAAGGUUAACUGUUCCAGUGUUAACUAUUGUCAAAAAUGGGUGUCCCAAAAUUUUUCCGUUAUACCAGUGAAAGGUAUCCUUGUCUCAAUGAGCUGGUAAAACAGUAUCAGAUUCCAGAUUUUGAUAACAUGUAUUUAGACAUGAAUGGAAUCAUUCACAAUUGCUCGCAUCCUGAUGACUCCAACCCACAUUUUCGUAUCACUGAAGAGAAGAUAUUCACUGAUGUCUUCCAUUAUAUUAGUAUUUUAUUUCAAAUUGUCAAGCCAAAAAAAUUAUUUUUCAUGGCUAUUGAUGGAGUUGCACCUAGAGCGAAGAUGAACCAGCAGAGAGGCAGAAGGUUCCGGUCUGCUAGAGAGGCAGAAAAUUUAGAAGCAGAGGCUAAAGCAAAAGGGGAAGUUCUGCCUACAGAGAAGAGAUUCGACAGUAAUUGCAUCACCCCAGGAACUGUCUUCAUGGCACGCCUACAUGAACAACUCAAAUAUUUCGUAAAGCAUAAAAUGUCCACAGAUCCACUCUGGUCCAAAGUUAAGGUCAUACUCUCGGGACAUGAGACCCCUGGCGAAGGGGAGCAUAAAAUAAUGGACUAUAUUAGAUGGGCACGCUCGCAGCCCGAUUAUGAUCCUAAUACAAGACAUUGCCUGUAUGGUCUUGAUGCAGAUCUCAUAAUGCUGGGAAUGUGCACGCAUGAACCACAUUUUGCACUUUUGAGAGAAGAGGUUAAAUUUGGUCGAACAACCCAAAGGGCGACAACCCCAGAAGAGACGAACUUCUAUUUACUACAUUUAUCUCUGUUGAGAGAAUAUUUGGAACAAGAGUUUAUCGCGAUAAAGGACAAGUUGCCGUUCCCUUAUGAUAUAGAGAAGAUUGUUGAUGACUGGGUGCUCAUGGGAUUCUUAGUGGGAAAUGAUUUUAUACCUAAUUUACCGAACAUGCACGUCAAUAACGAUGCACUCCCACUAUUGUAUAAUACUUACAUGACCGUGCUGCCUAAGUUGGAUGGCUAUAUAAACGAAGCUGGUGAUCUGAACUUGGAAAGAUUCGAGAUAUUUAUGCAAGAACUUUCUAAGAUAGACAAAGAAAAAUUUCAGGACACCUACACCGACUUAAAGUACUUCGAAGAGAAAACGGGACGACGACCUAACGCUAAUGAAAGGAGAGAGUACAAAGCUAAUAACAAUGAAACGUUCAACGUAGAUGUAAAUGAAAUAAAAGGAAACCAUUUGGACAAUGAUCUGCAAGCACUCAUAAAUGCUACAGACAAUAUGUUUAUGAAUGAUUUGGAAGAUGGUGAAGAAGAAUACGAGGAAACGAGCGAUGAGGAAGCCAACAUGGAAAUGGAGUUUAUUUUGCAUAAAAAAGAUUAUUAUAUGAAUAAGUUGGACUAUUCGAAAGUUACAGACGAAGUGCUGGCGGACCAGGCCGAGGGCUACGUGCGAGCCAUCCAGUGGAACCUGUACUACUACUACAAGGGCUGCCCCUCGUGGUGCUGGUUCUAUCCGCACCACUACGCCCCCUACAUAUCCGACAUUAAGGGAUUCAAAGAUCUGAAGAUCGACUUCGAGCUCGGGGAACCGUUCAAGCCCUUCGAACAGCUGCUAGCAGUGUUGCCGGCCGCCAGUAAGCAUCUACUGCCGACCCCGUUUCACGAUUUAAUGACUGAUGAAGAUUCGCCGAUAGUACAUUACUAUCCCGUGCAUUUCGAUACCGACCUCAACGGGAAAAUCAACGAUUGGGAGGCAGUCGUACUCAUACCGUUCAUAGAUGAGACUAAUUUACUGUCAGCGAUGGCUCCGUGCUACCAGCGGCUGACGGACGAAGAAAUUAAAAGGAACCAGCCCGGACCGAUGCUGGUCUACAGCUGGAGCUCUACUAGUCUAGGUGUCGUCGAUGCUCCUCAGUACUUCCCUUCGAUCAAGGAGUGUCAUGCGUUCGAGAAACGAGUGUGGAGGAAUGAACUGGACGUGCCCGAGGAGCAGCUGAAGAAGGGAAUGUUGCCCAACGCACGUCGAGACAUGCUGUUCCCGGGCUUCCCCACCAUGAGACAUCUCAAAUAUAAGUCGAGUCAUAAAAUGGCAAAAGUGAAAGUUUUCGACCUGCCAGCUCGAAAUAGUAGCGUAAUUAUUGAACUGAUCCGAGAUAAAGAUGAGGAUUCCCUGGAGAGGGUGGCGAACGAACUGCUCGGUAAAGUUAUAUGGGUUGGGUGGCCGCACCUCACGAGAGCUAAAGUUAUCUCGGUGUCAAAUGAGAAGACGCGCCUGCAUUAUGUCGACAAGCAGAACAAUAAUGUGAACGGUACGUCGCUAUACACCACGGUGCAGAACAGCGGUAACUUACACAAACAAUGGCUCGGAGAGAGGAACACUAUUAUUGAGCAUAACAUGAACAGACUCGGCAUAGAGUUGGGCGAUGUCAAUAUUAUAGUGCACGCUGUUAAUUUGAAAGGUUACAAGUAUAUCGUCCAAGACAACUGCCAGAUGGUGUACGAGCCGGAAUGGUGCGAGGUGCCGUGCGGGUACGCCUACCAGGCCGUGGUGAGGGAUGUCAGCGCGCACGUGGUGCAGGAGGUCAACAGGUUCAGCACGCUGCAGGAGGCCUACCCUCCCGGGGACACGGUCUUCCUGUUAACGCCCGGACAGUACUACGGGUGUCUGGCUACCGUGGUCGAAUCGGCGCAGGUCCGCAGCGGGCGCAUCAAGGUGUCGGUGUGCGAGAGCGUGGAGCCCACGCCCGUCGCCGCGCCCGCGCCCCCCUACAAGAGCAGCCAGCACGCCGCGGCCGCGUGCGGUGUCACUAAUCAGAUGCUGUCGUGCAUCACGGGCUGCGUGUUCGUCGUGGAAGGGACCCGCGACGGACGGUCAACAGACAAACUCAAGAAAAUUAAUAUCGGCCUCAAUUUAAAGUUUAAUAAAAAGAAUCAGGAAGUGGCCGGGUAUACGCGGCGCUGCGCGGUGACGGGCGCGUGGCAGUACUCGGACCGCUGCGUGCAGCUCGUCAAAGAUUACGCCCAGAAUUUCCCGGAACUGUUCGACAAACUCGCGUCGUCGUCGAUAAGAGACGUUUUCUUUGAGAGCGAUCUGUGGCCCGGAGAAGUUGGAGAGAAGAAAUACCAGGACGUAUUACAGUGGAUCAAAAACCAGCCUUUCCGUCGCGCGCUUCGAAGGGAUUGUGGUUCCGAGGCCUUAGAACCUGAAGAGAUGAAGGCCCUGGCUGAUAACAUCGACAAGCAGCUGGAGAUACUCAAUGCCAAUGAGAGGAAAAUCACGAUGCAGGUCAAGUGGAAUCUGCUUUAUAAGGCGGAGUUGCACGCGGGCGAGGUGUCGCCGGACCGCGCGGCGGACUACCGGCUGUACGACCGCGUGGUGUGCGUGGCGCGCGGGCUGUGCGUGCCGGCGGGCGCGCGCGGCACCGUGGCGGCGCUGCUGCCCCCGCCCCCCGCCACCUCCGUGCGCCUGUCCGACCGCCUCAACGCCGCGCACACCUACCUCGUGAUCUUCGAUCGGCCCUUCGCGGGCGCCCUGCACGACGACUGCUUCGAGGAGAACAGGCUCUACAGAAUGCGACCGAAUCAGCUACUGAACAUAUCGUACGGUCGGAAGAUACGUCAGGACGUGCGGACGGAGCAAGCCCUGGAGCCCUUCAGCUACUUCCGGCCGGUCAGCCUGCUGCGGAAAGACGACGGACAUCACUCCGCUUUUGCGAGCUACAGUCCUCCAGCGGAUAAGAGUAAUGGUGUUGAGAUGAAUUCGCCACCGCAGGAUAAAGCAACACAUCUACUGCGUAACUUGUUGAGGAUCAGCGAAGAUAACCCGAAGGCUAAUAACAAUCUCCCGAGUGAAUCUAACCAGAGCUGGCGAAUCAAGCCGGACGUCACUCCGCCGGCCCUCCCGCAGCCCCCCAGAGUGCAGCCCCACGGGUGGCGCAAGGACGCUUCCAGCGCGAGCGGCGGCCGCCCGGGCCCCGCGCCGCCCAACAACUGGACCAAUAACAUCGGGCAUAACAAUUUUAAGAAUCCACCGCCGUUCCCACCGGUCCCGACCUUCAACCAGCCUUUCCCUGGCCCCUCUCAAAUCCCACUCCAGAGUCCACUGCAGUCCCGCCAGUAUUUCAACGUCCAGCAACAGCGGCCCUACCAGCAAAACUUUCCCCAACAUUUGCCCAACGUUUCGGCCAACAAUUCUACUGCCGCAUUGCCAACCCAGCGGUCUCAUACGGUACCCGUUGGCCCUAUACUACAAAAUAUGAAAUCGGAUAUAACCAAUCAAAAAUCUGGGAUGCAUCCCAACCCGCCGCGGACCAGCGAUAAGGUUGUGAAUCCAUUCGUGCCUCUACAAGUACAAACCAGCCAGAGAAGAGUGAGUCAACCAAGCUCGUCCCAGAGAGAUGCUAACGAACUGGUGACGCCGAAGGCUCACGUCGCGACGCAGCAGCAGCGGGCGGGUGCGGCGGCGAACCAACAGAACUCCAGUGCAGACGUGAAGCCUCAAAAGAAGAGGAAACAAAGGAUAGCAGCCAACCUCCCAUUUCAAGAAGAUUAACGAUCGCAGAUCAUUCUCUAACUGUCUGUGUAAUGCAUUCAUAUUUUUUUUAGUGCUCUAGAUGAGUAAACGAGUUAGCAACUCAACCUAUGUUAAGUGGUUAACGGAACCCGUAGACAUAAUUCAAUAUGCUAUUUCGAAAAGGGCACAUAUCACAUAUUUUGUCAAAUACGUUUUUUCAUAUACAUGUAGUUUUGAGGUUUACCUACACCCAUUUUAUAAUAAUUCCAGUCAUUUCCAAUUGCUAAUUAACACUAAAAUAUAUCUCAAAAGCUAAUAUUUUAAAUUUUACACUGCCUUAGAAAAUAAUCAGUUUUUUUCAUUUGCUGAACAAUUUACAUUUUUAGAGAUGUGCCCUUUUCGAAAUUACAUCUUCAAUUACAGGGGCAGUUUUCUUUCCUACCCACAUCCUAGUGUAGGUGGUAGUAGUAGUAGUAGUAGUAGUAGUAGUAGUAGUAUUAGUAUUAGUAUUAGUAAAAGUAGCCUAAAGGCUGUUUGAACUACUCGCAGAUCGAUACGUGAGGUCACGGGCUCGACCUGAGGGAAUUUUCUAAUACUAGCCCUAGCAAGAGCAGUGCUUCGCUGCAUCUACCGAAUGAUCGGAAUUAUGACCCACUGAGAAAAUCUAAGGCUAGUUCGCACGUCGACCUCUUCGUCGUAAUCGAUGCCAACGGUGACCAGUGCUUGUAGAGCCUAAACCCACCAGUGCUCGUUGUUUAUCGGCUGUGUCAUUGUUACAAGCGGAGCGGAAAUUGUGGUCCGCGACCCGCUUACAGCACGCCCCAUCACUACAUAUCGACAAAAUAUGAAAGGCUAUUUGGUUUAAGCGAAAUUUUUGCUUACUUUACAGGAGAGCCAUAUAAAAUAAAAAAUAUUAAGUAUAAAGUAAAAAAUAUCAUAACAAAAAAACUUCUUCAGCUAUUUGAAUGGUGUAAGCUUAACUGAAGUUCAAUUAAAAACAUCGAAUUGUUGAUGCUAAUACCAAACAAAACGAACAUUUAAUAUAACAAAAAUAAAUGUCGCAUAUUGAGCGAAAUGUCGCUUCAACCAACUAUAAUAGCUACUGGUGGUAGGACCUCUUGUGAGUCCGCGCGGGUAGGUACCACCGCCCUACCUAUUUCUGCCGUGAAGCAUUAAUGCGUCGGUUUGAAGGGCGGGACAGCCGUUGUGACUAUACUUAAGACCUUAGCACUUAUAUCUCAAGGUGGGUGGCGCAUUUACGUUGUACAUGUCUAUGGGCUCCGGUAACCACUUAACACCAGGUGGGCUGUGAGCUGGUCCACCCAUCUAAAAAUAAAAAAAAGCCUUUCACCUCUAGGUAUAUAGUAAUUGCCAAUCAACAAAAACGUUAAAAACACAAUCAUUUUCCAUCGCUAGUAUUCAGAGUAAACAUUAAAAUCGUAUUUUAGUAUCUGUAAUUGUAAGACGAACUAUCGGUAAGCGUUUCCUUUGAUCUCUUGUAAGUUUUUUAUUCUUCACACACUGUUGUUUAUAAGAACAUAACGCUAUUAAUACAGCCGCCAUUGAUACACACACACACUUCAGAAAUAAUAAUGUCUACAAAUUAUCAAAUAACAAUAGAGCAGCUGUUCAAACAUUCUUUGAUGAAUAAUUAUUGACAGCCAUUACAUGAAUCAUGAAUUUGAAAACAUUUCAUUUCUAUAAUAAUUAACAAUAAAAUAUCAUAGUUUCUCGUCUGGCUUAUCUAAUUUAGUUUAUCGGAAUGUAUUUAUAUUAUGUAUAUACAUAUUUUUUCAAGUAAAUGGUUGUUGACGUGGUUAAGUGCAUUUUCAAUGUCAAAGAAAACUCUAAAUAGUAAUGAUGUGUAACUAUUUGUUUUCUUGAUCAAUGAAAUUGUAAAUUAUUUGACAAAAAAUUAAAAAUGUAUAAAGUUAAUUCGAGAUUUGGAAUGCUUAUUAACUAAGUUUAUGGCUCGUGAGAACUGAAUUGAUAUUAUUGUAAAAAUGAAUCUGUAUAGUACCGUCCGCGCCCGAUAGGUGGCGCGCGAAUGAUUUGAAGAAAUUGUUAUAUCUUAUACAGUAAUCGUAUCGAGACGUGGCCGGGAUCCACUAGCCGUUACAUAGAAUAAGCCUUAUAACAUUGUGUUCUAUGUACGCGAGACAUGUUCUUGACAUUAGCGAUCGGACAUCCAUAUAUCUCAACUUGAAUAUAACAAAUAGUAUUUUUUUUAAUUUAGAGUAGAUUGGAGGGAAUAGGGACUAGAGGUAGAAUAGGGACAAAUCCGAGAUGUCACAAUACUUUUGUCGGGUUGUUAGAGAUUUAACUUUAUUGAACUGAAAAUGACUUUUAUUUAGUGUUUAAGAAUAUUAAAUAGUUUAAUUUAGUCAUCAAAGUUUUGUAACUCAUUAAAGGUGUUGAAAAGUUAAUUACCUAAAGUUAGGUACCUACCUAACAACUAAAUAGUGCCAGCCCUAUCGAAAAACUAUUGUCCCCAUACGUAACCCGAUUCACCCCAACUCCUAGGUGAAUAGGGACAAGUGAGUUUUUGUAACUUUUUAUGAUUAUUCUUUAAUAAACUAUAUCUUAAUGCAUUAUAAAUGAGAAUUUAAGCCUCCGGAACAAUUAUGAUCUCCGUUUUAUUACUAAAACUACAAAAAAAAACGACACAAAUCAAUGUCAAACUUAAAUAGUGUCCCAUUUCCCCCAUUUUAGGGUAUUUAUUUUUAUUGCACACAUAGAUAAUAACAUCUAAACAAUAUGGAAAGCAUAAAGAGGGGAGCUGUUUAACUCAUACACGAGUUUUGUUCCAGCUAACUGCAAUCAGUAACACAUGUAGGGCGAAAGUGUAUGACUAAAUAAAUUUAUCAAAAUAUCAAACAUACAAUUUGAUAGUAAAUCGUUCUUAUCUAUAUAUUUUGCUACUAUUAGAGUAAUAUAUAUGACGGAGAAUCUGGAUCCAUGUUGUUUUUUAAAAUGAUGACGUCAGCGUGGAUGACGUCAUUCUCUUCAUUAUUAUUUUCUUCCAUACAUAGUGACAGUAAUUAAAACUUACUUUUCCAAACAAUUCUUUAAUAUAAGGUAACUUGUUCAUUAAUUUUCCUGAAUACCGUCUUAAACAAUUGUUGACAUGUGUUGGACUCAUACAAGUUAUCCAACAGUAUUAACACUGAGGAAAUAGUUAACUCUAACCAUCUUAGUUAACUAAAUAGCAACGUUGCGUCUAUAUAUAUUUAUUUAAAUAAUUGUUUCUAAUUUAUUGACAGCCGAGAUAACUAAAACUAAAAAUAAACUACAUAAAAAUCAGUAUUGACUAUUGUUGUGAAAUGUAUUUCCGAUCUCUAAUGUCUAGACUCGACCUACUUAACGUACUACGAAUUGAUGAAAGAGUACAAAAUUUAUUCAGAAAAUAUCGAAAUUAUUUAUUUUUGAUAUGAUAUUAUGUAAAUAGAAGUGUCAUUGUAAUUUUAAUGUAGUCCUAAUUACGAAUUUCAUAAAUAGAUUAGUAUUUAGGAUUCGUUUUAAAAAUAUUUCAUUAAUUCAUUAAACAUAAUACCGUAGAAAAAAAUAUAUAUAUUUCGUUGUACUUAAAUAGAGUAACAGAAUAGUAAAUACGUUACUUUCAACAAAUAAAAACAUAAAACUUGAUGUAUCAAAAUGCUACCUUAUUAAAAUGAAAUGUAAUAUUGCAAUGAAUAAAUGUCCAGUCACAGAGUCAUCCAGCUUAUGAUCGAGCCAUUCAGCUUAUGACCGCAAACAUAAUAUUUUUUUUUUUUCUUUACUCACAUAUUAUUAUUAAACUACUCCAGUGGUUAUUUGUAGCUUAUGACUUAUGACACAUAAAAAAUAAAUUAAAAUACUUUUUUCUUUUCUUAAAACAUGAUUUAAAAAUGACCCGACUGGUUAAUUUUAAUGUUUGUAAACUAUAUGUAUGCGAUUAUUCAAUGUUGCAAUAAUAUAUAAUCGAAUGAUUGCUAACGGUAUUUAAAUAAUCGAUCCAAUAAACGAUAAUUCGAUUAUGUACUUCGAUCAACAAUAGUAACUAGAUAAACGGACACGUACAAAAUCGAAGCAAAAACUGUCCGCGUGAAUAUACACAUACAUAGCUACGUUGGUUUACAACAAACGGAGAAAAAAGUUUUGAAACAGUUUUAAGUUCAAAUUAAUUACAACUAUGCCACCUAGUAAUAAAGUUCCAAAUCUCCAAAACAUUAUCUAAUACUUACGAUCAUUCGUCACAAAGCAAUAAAUUACUCCUGUCACUUACAAAUGAAAAAGCAUAUGUUAAACACCCUUUAAUGUUAAAUGAACCUUAUGAGCCAACAAAUAAAGUAAUUUUUCCCGUUAUACCUUUGAGAACUAACAUCGUUUUGUUUUAUUUAUUUUUGCUUCUUGAAAUUUCAAUUUCUAUUAACUACAGGAGGUAACGGAGUCGCGUUGAACACUAAAAUAAUUUAUUAUAUGAAUAAAAGUAAACGUUUAGUUGUUUACUUUUUAUGUUUUGAGGAUUUAUGUUUGUUGGUAUUUAUACAUUGCUUAUUAUUUUAUAAGCGUUACGUUUUGUGUAAUAGAUAUUUUUAUAGUAUAUUUUUAUAUUUUCGCGACUUCUUCUUCUUUGUCGUUUCCUCAUUACUGAGGGUCGUGACCACCUUGGUCCAGUUUUUGCACCAGCUUCCUCCAAUGUUGCCUGCAUUCGGCCUGCUUAAUGGCGCCCGGGACGCUGGUGUUUGUGGCCUCCUUGAUAAUGUCCGUUCACCUGGUUGGCAAUCUUCCUCGACUUCUCUUUCCUUCCACGUGACCCACAACUAUUAAUUUUUCCAAGUUCUCAGGAUUUUGUCGGGCCACGUGUCCGAAGUACUUGAGGAGACGCUGCAUACAGAUUUUCGCGACUAGUACAUAUAAUAAAACAACGUUUAAACGGUUUUAAGCGCGAUAUUUUUAUUACAAUGCUUCGGCCACGUUUCAGUAGCCGUGAACACGGAAGGCAAAGAUGUCCAGUGUCAAUGAGUGGAGUUCUUAGCUGGCUUCUUUCUCUGACGACAAUAGAGAUCCAUUCUGCACACGUGACGUUUAGGAAAGUUAAAAUAAAAAAGGAAACCUAAGUAUCCAAUGAGAAUCCAACAAACAGACACAAAAGCAGACUUAACCAAUUUUAACUAACCAAUUUUGAAGUACUGCUAACAAAUUUUUAAAAAUUAUUACAACACAAAUCUACUCCAUGCAUUUACUUUUCUGUUAAACAAAAAUUUUGUCCAAGUGUUGGCGAGCCUUGGCCAACAUUUGUAGCGGUGGUUAAAAAUCGGUAAUUUUGUUUAAAAUUUAAUAUUAUUUAUUAGUUUAAAGCUUAAAAUAUAACGUAUACUUCAUGUACUUACCGAAAGUAAGAUACUCCGGCCGUUAAAUUGCUUUUUCGGGCAUUUUUUGCAACUUUUGAAUACACACUGCGGCAUUGUGAGACGGGUUGACAUUGGCCGUGUCGGAAGUGAACUAAACAAAAUAAGAGCUCACAUUUCAAGUGCGCUGUUAUUUAACGAGACGGAUUUUUGCGCCGACCCGAAAUCUAGUUACUAUUGUUGAUCGAAGAUUAUGUAUCGUUACAACAUUGUCGACGAGAAGUCUACAUAUGACUAAUUUAUUGUGUGACAAAUCAAGCCAGUUAAAAAAUAGUUGUAUAGACGGGUGAACGAGCCGACGCCCUGUCUGUUGUUAAGUAGUUACUGGGGCCCAUAGACAUCACUGAACGUAUGCCGCCACCCACCUUGUGACUGUUGUUCUGCCUCAGUUGUAAUUGUAAAAUGGCCAUACGAAAAACAAACAAACAAAUACCACUCAUAAUAUGCUUUAUAUAAUACGAUAUAAAGGCGUCAGUGCUUUAGGUGAAGCAUACAUUAAAUAAUAUAAUGAACCACCAUCGGAGUGAUGGCCGUAAAUAUGUUUGUUUGUUUGAAUCGACACGUUUACGCGAGGCCUAUCUGAGUCCUUACUGCGAGCUUUUUAACGUUCUCGAUAGCGUAAAAGCUAACCCAAUUUUGUAUGCAGUUGGAACAGCGCCCCUAGCGGCAAACGUAGGCAAACGAUCUCUCUCCAUACAAAUAUGAGCUAACUUUUAGGAACGUUAAAAAACUCGCACUUAGCUCACUGAAUGCCUUGAAACUGUUACAGUUGUAGUUAGCGCUUUAUGAGAGCGUGUCGUAGUUCCAUAAUCGUAAGAUAGGUGCCGCGCGAGUAGUUAAAACUAAUGAGUAUUAUACAAAUUUAUCGAUAUACAGAGAGAAUCAUGGCCGGGUGAUGCUAGUCAAUAAUAAAAUAUACAUUAUUGAUUCUGUAUUGUUUGCGUGUGAAAACUAUUUAAAACACGUUCUUGCAUUCUAAAAAACAGAUUCAUAUCAUAUUUUUAGAUUAAUUCUAUAUUCAUGUAAAUAUUGUGAUGUGAUCUGCAGAAUAUUCGUGACUAAGUGCUUUAUGAUUUUUGUUUGUUAGAUUGAAUUUUAUUAGACAAUAUAAUAACAAUUUGCAUAAUGCACAAUCACUUAUUUACUUGUAACUGAAGUUGAUAGUGUACUGACGUGUAGUUUUGCUUGCGUCAUUUCAUAUAUACCGUUGCCCCACGCGACAUCAGAGCAGCAUGUAUCCCUAAUACCUAGAAACACUUUUUUUUCCUACCUAUUCUAGUAACCUCAAGGGGUUACUAGAAUAGGUAGGUCACCUACUACCGAACUAGUAGGUGACCUCACGGGGCUUAAACCUGGCGACUAGAAACACUGCGUUCCUCCAUGGCAGUUUUCCAGAGUGCAUAAUUAGGCCAUACCAUCUGACUCUUAAACUUUAACUGAUUAAAUUGCCUUUUGAGUUUAUCUUAUCUCAGUUAUUACGGGAUCAUCUCUAGCAAUUCCCAAAGUACUCUCCACAUAAUAAAUAUGAUUGAAAACACAGAUAAUGGUAAAGUAUUUUUGUAGACCUAGUUUCCAUGUGUUAUUUUUGUUUACUCAUUUUUGUAGACCUAGAUUCCAUGAGUUAUUUUUGUUUACUCAGUGUCUCAGUGCAGUUUAACGGAAUGAGACUCGCCACACUAUGUGGAACUAUAACUUAAGUUCAGUCUUAGAAGUUAAAAGAUUGUGUAUUUAAACCUCUUAAUUUUAAAUACAAAUAUUUUCUGUAAAACAUAUUUUUGUACCAAACGAAUUUGAAUUUUAUCCUUUCUGCUAAACUGUCCACAUGACCUCAUAGAAGAGUUUCGUACAUGUCCUACAUAUACUGCUCGAAGUACAAGAUUUAUUUCCUUGUUUUGUACAAUGAGUAAUAAUUGAUUAGUAAGCUAUUUGUGACAGUUACUCUUUAAAAUCUGAUAGCCAUGUAAGCCAUUUGAAAUUGAAUAAUUAUCCAAUACAUAGCAUUUCAACAUUUAGUUCCCUUUGUCAAUUUAUCUUAUAAUUAUUAGAUAAAGAUGGAACUACAUAUUAACUUGAACAGCUACUUAACUAAUGGACGUAAUGAUGUCAUAGAUGUUAUUUUGCUGUCAACAUAAAAAUGAAAUGUUAUUUUAAUUUUUUUUACAAAAUUUUUACAAAUUUUAGUGGCAAUAAAAAAUAAAACAAGAAAUAA
This is a messenger RNA of Bombyx mori (domestic silkworm), 12344 nucleotides long. RefSeq names its product 5'-3' exoribonuclease 1 (gene pcm). Gene Ontology annotation, biological process: nuclear-transcribed mRNA catabolic process. Lineage: Eukaryota; Metazoa; Arthropoda; Insecta; Lepidoptera; Bombycidae. The transcript has 32 exons. Bases 285 to 4784 code for a protein of 1499 amino acids. The record is from RefSeq and is a predicted model, not a curated record. Gene Ontology annotation, molecular function: 5'-3' exonuclease activity; nucleic acid binding.